AUGUACCACGGCACCAGCAAGGAGGCUGCUGAAAGCAUCAUGAGGAACGGCUUCAAUCCCUCAAUAGACGGCAUGCUGGGGCGCGGCGUGUACCUCAGCCGCGACAUCCAGAAAGCCAGCCGCUACCCUCUGAAUUUAGCCAAUGCGGACCGCAGGGUCCUGGAGCUCAAAGUGAAUGUGGGGAGGGUGAAGAAGAUUAAUCGCCAGGGGCACCCCCUGCAGAAGACCUGGCACUAUGCUGGCUAUAACACAGCCUGGGUGCCCCCUAACUGUGGCAUGGUGCCCAGUGGUGAGGAGGAGGACUGUGUCUGGAAUCCCCAUAGAAUCAAGGUCAUCAGGAUAGUGCCUCCUUGCCUGGAGAAUUACUCUGAGCCUGCCAACAACUCAACCUACGUCAUGUACCACGGCACCAGCAAGGAGGCUGCCGAAAGCAUCAGGUGUUAUGGCUUCUCUCCAUCGAAUGACGGCAUGCUGGGGCGCGGCGUGUACCUCAGCCGCGACAUCCAGAAAGCCAGCCGCUACCCCCUGAAUGUAGCCGAAGGGGACCGCAGGGUCCUAGUGCUCAUAGUGAAUGUGGGGAGGGUGAAGAAGAUUGACUACCAGGGGCACCCCUUGCAGAAGACCUGGCAUGCAGCAGGCUAUGACACGGCCUGGGUGCCUCCUAACUGUGGCAUGGUGCCCAGUGGUCUGGAGGAGGACUGUGUCUGGGACCCCUGUAGGAUCAAUGUCAUCAGUGUUAUCAAACCUAAACCACAGCCAUACCCAAUCAGGAGAAGAAUGUACUGGGCUGAAGAUGACAUGAUGGGCCCUAGGCCUCCUUGCCUGGAGAAUUACUCUGAGCCUGCCAACAACUCAACCUACGUCAUGUACCACGGCACCAGCAAGGAGGCUGCCGAAAGCAUCAGGUGUUAUGGCUUCUCUCCAUCGAAUGACGGCAUGCUGGGGCGCGGCGUGUACCUCAGCCGCGACAUCCAGAAAGCCAGCCGCUACCCCCUGAAUGUAGCCGAAGGGGACCGCAGGGUCCUAGUGCUCAUAGUGAAUGUGGGGAGGGUGAAGAAGAUUGACUACCAGGGGCACCCCUUGCAGAAGACCUGGCAUGCAGCAGGCUAUGACACGGCCUGGGUGCCUCCUAACUGUGGCAUGGUGCCCAGUGGUCUGGAGGAGGACUGUGUCUGGGACCCCUGUAGGAUCAAUGUCAUCAGUGUUAUCAAACCUAAACCACAGCCAUACCCAAUCAAACCUGUGUGUAACGCUACUACGGGGCCCGGCGUGUACGUCAGCCGCGACAUCCAGAAAGCCAGCCGCUACCCCCUGAAAGUAGCUGAAAGGGGCCACAGGGUCCUGGAGCUCAAAGUGAAUGUGGGGAGGGUGAAGAAGAUUGACCACCAGGGGCACCCCCUGCAGAAGACCUGGCACGACACUGGCUAUGACAUGGCCUGGGUGCCCCCUAAAUGUGGCAUGGUGCACAGUGGUCUGGAGGAGGCCUCUGUCUGGGACCCCAGUAGGAUCGUGGUCAUCAGGGUUAUUGAACCAGAACCACAGCCGUCCUUUGGCUGUAACGCACAAUAA
Conger conger (European conger) is the source of this 1569-nucleotide messenger RNA. RefSeq lists its product as uncharacterized. Gene Ontology annotation, molecular function: NAD+ poly-ADP-ribosyltransferase activity. The coding region runs from base 1 to 1569 and encodes 522 amino acids. The record is from RefSeq and is a predicted model, not a curated record. The transcript is spliced from 5 exons. Gene Ontology annotation, cellular component: cytoplasm. Lineage: Eukaryota; Metazoa; Chordata; Actinopteri; Anguilliformes; Congridae.